AUGGUCGGAAUCGGUCCUAAGCGCCCCCCAUCCCGCAAGGGUUCGAGGCACGAAUUGCCUCAGAAUCUCCUGCAGCAGAUCAAGGAGCUCGAGGAUAUCUUCACCGUUGAUACGGCCAGGUUGAAGCAAGUGGUGGACCAUUUCGUCAAGGAACUGGAGAAGGGUCUCAGCGUCGAGGGUGGAAACAUCCCCAUGAACGUUACCUGGGUGAUGGGUUUCCCCGACGGCGAUGAGCAAGGAACCUUCUUGGCCCUGGACAUGGGUGGCACCAACCUGCGUGUCUGUGAGAUUACCUUGACCAAGGAGAAGGGUGCUUUCGACAUCACUCAGUCCAAGUACCGCAUGCCCGAGGAAUUGAAGACCGGCACCGCCGAGGAGCUGUGGGAGUACGUUGCCGACUGUCUCCAGCAAUUCAUCGAAUACCACCACGAGAACGAGGACUUGGCCAAGCUGCCCCUAGGUUUCACCUUCUCCUACCCCGCUACCCAGGAGUACAUCGACCACGGUGUCCUGCAGCGGUGGACCAAGGGCUUCGACAUCGACGGUGUUGAGGGCCAGGAUGUUGUUCCCCCACUCGAGGAGAUUCUCAAGAAGCGGGGUCUUCCGAUUAAGGUUGCUGCCUUGAUCAACGACACCACCGGAACUCUGAUCGCCUCUUCCUACACGGACUCCGCCAUGAAGAUCGGUUGUAUCUUCGGAACCGGUGUCAACGCCGCCUACAUGGAGAACGUGGGCUCCGUGCCCAAGCUGGCCCACAUGAACCUCCCCGCUGACCUGCCGGUGGCCAUCAACUGCGAGUACGGUGCUUUUGACAACGAGCACAUUGUUCUGCCCUUGACGAAAUACGACCACAUCAUCGACCGCGACUCGCCUCGUCCGGGCCAGCAGGCGUUCGAGAAGAUGACCGCGGGUCUUUACCUGGGUGAAAUCUUCCGUCUGGCCUUGCUGGAUCUCUUGGAGAGCCGGCCCGGUCUGGUCUUCCGUGACCAGGACACCUCGCAGCUGCGCAAGCCGUACCUGCUGGACUCGUCUUUCCUGGCGGCCAUCGAGGAGGACCCCUAUGAGAACCUGCAGGAGACGGAGGAGCUGAUGGAGCGCAAGCUGAACAUCAAGGCCACGCAGGCGGAACUGGAACUGAUCCGUCGCCUGGCCGAGCUGAUCGGAACGCGCGCGGCUCGCCUGUCGGCAUGCGGUGUGGCCGCCAUCUGCAAGAAGAAGAACAUGGAGUCGUGCCACGUGGGCGCGGACGGUUCCGUCUUCACCAAAUACCCUCACUUCAAGGCCCGUGGAGCGCAGGCGCUGCGCGAAAUCCUCGACUGGAAGCCGACCGAGCAGGACAAGGUGUCCAUCAUGGCGGCCGAGGAUGGAUCCGGUGUGGGCGCCGCCCUUAUCGCUGCGUUGACUCUGAAGCGCGUCAAGGCGGGUAACCUGGCUGGUAUCCGCAACAUGGAGGAAAUGAGGACAUUGCUGUAA
Messenger RNA from Aspergillus affinis, 1473 nucleotides. RefSeq names its product putative hexokinase Kxk. Gene Ontology annotation, biological process: glycolytic process; glucose 6-phosphate metabolic process; intracellular glucose homeostasis. The transcript is spliced from 5 exons. Gene Ontology annotation, cellular component: mitochondrion; cytosol. Lineage: Eukaryota; Fungi; Ascomycota; Eurotiomycetes; Eurotiales; Aspergillaceae. The record is from RefSeq and is a predicted model, not a curated record. Gene Ontology annotation, molecular function: ATP binding; D-glucose binding; mannokinase activity. The coding region runs from base 1 to 1473 and encodes 490 amino acids.